AUGGAGUCGAGGAGGAAGAAGGCGAGGCGCGACAGGGUCGGCGGCGCUCUGCCCGGGAGGGCCGCCAGCGCCUCGCCCGGCGGGAGCGGCGACAGCGGCGGUGGCGGCCCCCCCGGCGUCCCCGUUGGCGGGGGCGGCGGCGCGUUCCCGGGCGGCGGCAGCGGCUCGCUGGGCGGGGGUGGCAGCGCCUCUUCUGGCACGGGCGGCCGCGCCUCGCCUGGCAGAGGCGGCAGCGUCUCCCGGAGGGGCGACAGCGCUUCCUCCGGCGGGGGCGGCUCCGCCUCCCCUGGCCGGGGCGGCUGGCACCCCGCCUCGCCCAGCGGGGGCGCCUCGCCCGUCGGAGCCGCCGCUGCCGGCCUGAGGGCCACCCCGCCGAAGGCCGCCGCCGCCGCCUCCCCCGCCGGCGCCGCGGCUCCGAGCGGCCUCGGUGGCCCAGCGCAGCGCGGUCACGAACGGCCGCCCCUGCUGCCGCCGCCGGCCCCACGGCAGCGCGCGGAGGCCGCCGGCGAGGGCGAGCGGCGGGGCCGGCGGGGCGGCGAGCGGCGAGGCGGGCCAUCGUCGCGCGCGGCGCGCUUUGAGGCCGAGGAGGAGAGCGAGGAGCACGGGGAGGUCCUCGACUUCCCUGCGCACUACAUGGGCGACCUCGUAGGCCAGGACGGCUCGGUGGUCAAAUCCCUCCAGGACGACUCUGGCGCCAGCACCGGCACCGGCACCGGCACCGGCACCGGCACCGGCACCGGCACCGGCACCGGCACCGGCACCGGCACCGGCACCGGCACCGGCACCGGCACCGGCACCGGCACCGGCACCGGCACCGGCACCGGCACCGGCACCGGCACCGGCACCGGCACCGGCACCGGCACCGGCACCGGCACCGGCACCGGCACCGGCACCGGCACCGGCACCGGCCGCGAUGGGAAGGCGUUGGCCAAGGCUCUGAAGCAGCACAUCCGAAAAGCAGAUUGGAUUCGAUACGGCACCCACCCUGGGAGAGACAAUUUCACGCCCAACUGCGUCUCCGAGAUUCUGAAGAAUCCGAAGCUCCUGCUCGCCAUCGAGGGCGCAGCCCCGAACUGGGCCGUCACAGAGACGGCCGCGAACGACUGCUUCGAGAUCAUCGCGAAGAAGCGGCAGGAGGAGUUCGAGUUCGACGACGCUGCCGCCCAGAGCUGGGCGACACAGCAGCUCGAGGCCACGCUGCGGUCGCUGGCGCGACACAUGUGCGACCCUGCGCGCAGGGGGUCCAAGGGCCUCUCCGUGCCGAAGUGGUUGAAGGACCUGCGCCAGGCGCAGGACGCCCUCGGAGAGGCCCCGUGCUCGGCAGCGCCCUCGGGCUCAGGUCGGAGCACCGCGCAGAUCGGGUACGACCCGACCUCGACGCCGCCCGUGGCAUGGAGGCUGCAGGGCUCGAGCACGGUGCCCGAGACGACGACCGACAUCUUCCACGAGAACAUCGACGAGGCCAAAGACCACGAGAUGAUGUCGGCUCGGUUCCACGACGGCACCGUGCACCAGCUGGCCACAUACACGGUGGCCCAGCACAAGGCCGCGCAGUCAGGAGUUGACAAGAUGAAGACGACGAAGUUCAAAGGAUGGCGACAACAGACUGCAGGUGGCGCCGAGGUCAAGGUCGUCGAGAAGUCGCUGUACAAAGUCGGCGACUACAUCACCAAGGGCAUGAUCAUGACGGUGGACGGGUCCCAGAAGUGCCAGCUGGCGUACUGCCACUACGACAGGGAGUUCGCCAAGACGUGGCUCGAGAAGAUGGCCGCCAAGUUCGUGAAGGGGAAGAAGACGAUCGAGCAGAUCAUCGCGCACGCAGGCCGCGAUGAAGCGGCCCGCAGGAUGGUUGACAAGCAGGGGCUCACGGAGCGAGCUCUAGCGGCGAUCGACGAGCUGGCCGCCACUGACGACGAGGGCGCCGAAUCCGAGAUCAGCGGCACAGCGCAGCAUGACGAUGGGCACGUUGGCUUCAUCGACCUCGAGCAGCUGCACCUCACGCCCGACGAGUGGAACGCCAUGACUGAGGAUCAGAAGCUGCGGGCGUGCGGACAGCUCAAGGCGCAGAGCACCUUGGCGGAGGACACCCAGGCGUUGCUCGACCAGCACAAGGAGGUCAUCGCCGACCAGCACCGGGCGUGGGCCGCGCACGAGCUACGUCGGCGGCAAGUUGAUGGGCCAAUUCCAGUCGAGGACAGCCCUGAUGCAGCCGAUCGGCUCGCCCAGAGUGCUGCGCCGCCUCCUGGCUCCAUGUCCGCGAUCGCGGCGGUCGUCAGGCCCUCUGCGAUCUACGACGGGGGCGGCUACUCGAUGGCGCACGAGCUCGAGGUCGACAGGCUGCGCUUGGAGGAUGCGGGCGGUGCGCCAGGCCAGACGGCGGCGCGAUCCUGCGCGUCCGAGCCGCCUGCAGAGCAGCAGAGCCAGCCUUCGCCAUUCUCAUUGCCCCCGUCCGAGCUUCUCGACUUUCGCUUGCGCCCGCGCAGGUCAGAGAAGCUCGAGUGCGCGCCGCCCAAGACUGCUCGCGCCGCUGCUGAGCAACACCUGAAGCGGCUGGUGCAGAUGCGGGGGGAUGGCAGCGGCCAUCAUCCAUGCCACCCUCCCGUCGCUGGCCUCUCCAAGGGCGGCGAACCCAGCCUGGAGUCGGUCGCGGGCAAGCGCGGCGCCAGGGGCGAGGUCGAGGCCAUCAAGGCGGUGGAGGAGAACAACUGCAAGUUCACGAAGAGGUCGGCUCUCGGCCUGAGGUGGGACAGGAAGAUGAAGGACGCCAAGUUCAAGGCCCAGUUCGAGGCGGCCCCCGACGCAGCCAAGUUCAAGGCCGACUGGGUGAAGGAGAUCUACGACGGGGCCGUCAGGAAGCACAGGACCCACACCAAGGAGGUCUCGGAGACGUGGAUGAAUCAAGGGAAGCUCCUCACCUUCCUGAGGAUGUGCUGGGAGGAGGGGGGCCCUACUGGGCACAAGGACCGCCAGAUCGUGAAGGACAUCAUGACGACCUGCGGCAAAUGCAUCGACCUUGGUUGGCCGUUUUGCCAGGUCGAUCCGUGGUCGGGGGCCCAGAAGUACUUGUACUUCGAGCUGCAGUAUAGGGAGGAGUUCAUGGAGAAGUGGAGCGAGACUACAUGCCAGGAGCACGAGAAUAAUGCCGUCGCGGACAGUCAGCCCACCGAGAAGCCCAAGCCGACCCCCAAGAAGAAGGCGCCCGACGAGAGCGCGGCGGCCCUGAGGGACAGCAAGAAGUUGGUCGUCAUGGCGCAGUCGGCGCUGGCAGCUGCGCGAUCCCUCAGGCGGGCGAUCGAGACCUCUGGCGGCUGGGAGUGGGCCAUGACCGACGCAGUCCAGGGGAAGCUGAAGACCAUGAGCGGCAAGCUCGAGAAGGAGAUCAAGGCGGUGGAGAUGGGCCAGAUGUUCAUGAACGGGUUCGACGCGAAGCAGGUGAAGGCCAAGCUGGACUCGAAGACCAUCGCGUCCCAGGCGAGGAUGCUCAAGGACCGCGUGAACUCCCUGAACGAGAAGGUGCAGGGCACGCUGAGCGCGCACGAGAACGUGCACGCCAUGGCCAAGGGCGCCACCAGUGGCAAGAAGAGGAAGGCCAGGCGCGCGAUGGAGGCCCAGCUGCACGCGCAACAGUGGCCUAAGUCGCACACCAGGCACAAAGUCAAACUCGAGGCUGCGCCAGCCGAGCUGGUGAUCCCCGUGGGCAUCUUUAUAGAUGGUGCCCACUACGGCGGGCAUUCGUCGGCUGGCAGGCAGCGUUCUAUUCUCGCGGUGUCCAUGUCUAACCUCAUAACUGGUCGGCGUCAUCCUGGCAUUAUUAUGCGGAAGCAGUUGCAGUGCAAGUGCGGUUGUCACGGCUACUGCACGUGGCAACGAUUGUUCGAAUGUGCGCGGUUUUGUUUAGAUGCUCUCGCACGCGGUCGGCAUCCUGAUUGCGACGUGGACGGCCGCCCCUUCAGCAACCCCGAUAGGUUGAGGCUCGCUGGCCAACCCUUGGGCUUCCGCGCAGCCGUCACUCAGAUCAUGACCGACUGGGAGGCGGCGCGCCUUUACCUCCAUGUGCCCAACUGGAACCACCUCACGGCCCCAUGCCCGUUGUGCGACGCCACUUCGGGCAACGUGCACGAGUGCAGGCACUGGCCCGAGCGCUCUCCAGGGGGCAUGAACAAGGCAAUGCCUGGGCACGGGCCCAGCCAGGAGCUCUUGGCUCCGCACCAAAUGGCAAUCCAGGAGACGUGCUGGACCGCGUGGGCCAUGGAGGCGGACAUGUGGUCCGACGCGGCAGAGCGCAGCCGCCGCCGCGACCAGGCCUGCGCUCCAGAGAGGGACUUGGUUCUCGUGGGUGAGAACAGGAAGGCGAGGGCGCGGGCCCAGACGCAGGCGCACCACCAGCAGGACCGGUCCCUCCGGCAGCCUUACCAGGCGCAGCGCCCAACCCAGACUCCGCAGUUGGCGCUGUCAGACCAGCCCAGGCCCCCGCCCCCGCCCGCGGGCCGACCAGGCCCGGCGCCCGGACACAAGGGAGGCAAGGGCUUCCAGAAGAGCGGCGGCGGCAAGGCAGAGCAAUCGUCCGCGCUGCCGUUUGCACAGGACGAGUGCGAUGACCCACUGCGUCAUCUGGUUGGAGAAUGGAACGCUGCUUCUGUGUGCAGUGAUCCCAGAGAGGUAUUGUUAUCUGCGGAACAGCGGCACAUUCUUGAGAGAAUGGUGCAGGCCCCGCUGGCCUGGCAUGAACAAGUCGAGGCUGCCCUCCACCGCUGGCGGGCCCGCAAGCAAACGGGCGCAGCGCGGCUGCAGGCCUGGCGUUCUUCUCUCCCGACGUGCCAGAUCGGCGUCCUUGGCCGGUUAGACCCAUUCCUCACGGGCAAGAUGUUGGAGGAAAUUGGCCACCCGGACGAGGGGUAUAUCAGUGACCUCGUCGACGGUUUUCCGCUCACAAAGGUUGUUGCUGUCGGCGGCCUCGGCGCCGACCUGCCGGGAGGCCGGUGCAGCCGCGGCAGGCCCGGCUGGCACGGGCCGCGCCCCCUGCCGCAGUUGCAGAGCCAGCGCGCCGAGCUCAACGCCAGGGCUCUCCAGGCGGCGGAAGUCCGGCGGCCGCGGUCGGAAGACGACCGCGCCCUGGCGGCAGCCAUUUGGGCCAAGGUGCAAGAGGACAUCGCUGCGGGCAGAGCCGGCUCGGCGCGAGAGAUCGGAUACGUGGAUCUAAGCACCGUGCUUUUGGUGGAGUCCUUUGGCAUAUGGGAACGAAGAGAGACGGGUGGCUGGAAAGUUCGCGAGAUACACAACUUCAGAAAUAAUAAGGUCAAUGAUUGCACGUGGAUGCCGCAAACAUCUCACUAUGACACUCAUGAUCGCAUGCUCGAGGCGCUCGCAUGCGUCGCGGCAGCUGCCGACGAAACAGAGACGGCACCCGACGUGGUCAUGGGGAAAACGGACUUCUGGUCGGCGUUUAAACCUCUGCCGCCUGCGAGGGACCAUUUGUGGUUGUGUUGGUCGUUGGUCUUCAACCCAGAUCUCGAUCGCUAUCAACUGGUGCCAUUGUUCUCACAUGUUUUCGGGAACCUCGGCGCGGGGGCCGGGUGGUUCCGCGCGGCGCAGGCCGUCGAGAGCAUUGCAGUAUCGUUGUUUCUCUUGCCGGUCCUGUUCUACGUCGACGACGUGUUCUGGGCCGCCACCGGCGUGAUGCUGCCCAACGGGCGGCCCGUCGCCCAGUGGGUUGCAGACGUGUUCAACGAAGUCGUCUGCUCCAUGCUCGGCUGGGAGCUUGAUCCUCGGAGGACAAUCGUCGCGCGCAGCUUCCCCUUGCUCGGCCUCCUGGUCACCGUAGAGGGGGGCGUCGUCGGCUGGAGGAUCCGGCACUCUUCGCAGUGGUUAUUGGACGUGCUGGCGCGCGGCCUGCGCCGGUCUGCCCCGCUGCUCCCGCCGCCGGCGCCCCCGGCCAUUCUCAUGUACUCCGACGCGGAGGGCACUGGGCGCGUCGGAGCCGUGGCGGUGCUGAGCAACAGUGACAUCCGCUUCCUCCGAGGCCGGGUGCCCCGCUGCAUCCGGAAGCAGUUGUUGGGGAGAACCACGAACAUCAUUGCUUUCGAGCUGUUGGCGGCUGUGGCAUCGAUCUGUUCCCUCUGCCCUGCGGAGCUCCGCGGGCGCCGGGUUAUUCACUUCGUGGGCAACGGGGCGGCCCUGGCUUGCAUCAUUAAAGGUUUCUCCACCAAGAAGGACCUUGGUGCUAUUGUCGGGCGAUUGCUGUCUUGGCGGCUGCCGGAGACGGCCCAGCUGGACAUAGCCAGGAAGGACCGCGGGAAGAAGGUGAUGCGUUUGCUGGAGCGCAGCGCCCUGGUGAUGAAGGAUGAGGGUCCCUGCAUCGUGGAUUGCAGGCCGAUCAAGCCGAAGGACGUCAACGGCCUCUUCGGCGCCGAGCCCCCUCACGCCGCGCCGCGGGCGCCUCCAUCUGCGGCGCCGUUCGGCGUGGGGCGGGAGCCUGAGGCUGCCGCGGCAGCACCAGCAGAGCGCGCCAGCGGCCUUUCCGGCGCGGCGCUGGCGGGGGCCCCCAGUCCCUUCGACCAGGAGCCGGAGGGCGGCGGCGGCCUCUUCGGCGUGGAGGCGUCUGCGGCGGCGCCGCCACCGGCGGCAGCUGGGCCAUUCGACGGCGAGCCCGAGGUUGCCACGGCAGCGCCGGCGCACGGCGUCAGCGGUCUGUUCGGCGCAGAGCCAGCCCCCGCACCGCUGCCGGUCGCGGCUCCUGCUGGCCCUUUCGACAGUGAGCCCGAGGCGUCUGCGGCGGCGCCGCCGCUGGCGGCAGCUGGGCCAUUCGACGGCGAGCCCGAGGCUGCCACAGCAGCGCUGGCGCACGGCGUCAGCGGUCUGUUCGGCGCAGAGCCAGCCUCCGCAACGCCGCCGGUCGCGGCUCUUGCUGGCCCUUUCGACAGUGAGCCCGAGGCGUCUGCGGCGGCGCCGCCGCUGGCGGCAGCUGGGCCAUUCGACGGCGAGCCCGAGGCUGCCACAGCAGCGCUGGCGCACGGCGUCAGCGGUCUGUUCGCGGCUUUUGCUGGCCCUUUCGACAGUGAGCCCGAGGCGUCUGCGGCGGCGCCGCCGCUGGCGGCAGCUGGGCCAUUCGACGGCGAGCCCGAGGCUGCCACGGCAGCGCCGGCGCACGACGUCACCGGCCUGUUCGGCGCAGAGCCAGCCCCCGCACCGCCGCCGGUCGCGGCUCCUGCUGGCCCUUUCGACAGUGAGCCCGAGGCGUCUGCGGCGGCGCCGCCGCCGGCGGCAGCUGGGCCAUUCGACGGCGAGCCCGAGGCUGCCACGGCAGCGCCAGCGCACGGCGUCAACGGCCUGUUCGGCGCAGAGCCAGCCCCCGCACCGCCGCCGGUCGCGGCUCCUGCUGGCCCUUUCGACAGUGAGCCCGAGGCGUCUGCGGCGGCGCCGCCGCCGGCGGCAGCUGGGCCAUUCGACGGCGAGCCCGAGGCCACGGGCGAUUUCGGUUGCAGCGACUCGCGGCGACCCCCAGCCAGGGCGGCCACUCGCGCUCUGAUCGCGACUGAGGAGGGCGUCAGCGGCCUGUUCGACGCGGAGCUGGCUCCUUUGCCGGCACCCACAACAGUGGCAGCGGGCCCCUUUGACGGGGAGCUGGAGGGCGUCGCUGGCCUCUUCGGCGCGGAGCAGGCCGCCACGCCCGCGCCUGCCGCGGCAGCUGCCAGCUUUUUCGACGGGGAGCUGGAGGGCGCUGGCGGCUUCUCCAGCGCGCAGCCGCCCCAGACGCCGCCGGCCGCGGCGCCGCCUCGACCAGAGGCGUUUGCCGGGCUGUCGGGAGAGGACGAGGAGGCGCUGCGUGCCAUGAACGCGGAGCUCGAGGC
Messenger RNA from Prorocentrum cordatum, 7847 nucleotides. The record is from the annotation of a GenBank genome assembly. NCBI's taxonomy places the organism in Eukaryota, Dinophyceae, Prorocentrales, Prorocentraceae.